Messenger RNA from Octodon degus (degu), 4914 nucleotides. RefSeq names its product kinesin family member 15 (gene Kif15). Bases 72 to 4163 code for a protein of 1363 amino acids. The transcript is spliced from 33 exons. Gene Ontology annotation, biological process: microtubule-based movement. The record is from RefSeq and is a predicted model, not a curated record. Lineage: Eukaryota; Metazoa; Chordata; Mammalia; Rodentia; Octodontidae. Gene Ontology annotation, molecular function: microtubule binding; ATP binding; microtubule motor activity.
CUCGGCGCUGCUGGUAGUCGGGUGAGGAGACAGAGGUCUGCGCGGCUCUCGGACUCGUGGCUGUGGCCGCUAUGGCUCCGGGAUGCAAAACUGACUUACGCAGUGUGGUGACUUCUCAGUCUAACCAACCAAGUAACGAGGGCGAUGCCAUCAGAGUUUUCAUACGAGUCCGCCCGCCUGCAGAGGGCUUGCGAUCAGGAUCAGCAGAUGGAGAGCAAAACCUGUGCCUCUCCGUGCUCUCCUCCACCACCCUCCGCCUGCAUUCUAACCCAGAGCCCAAGACCUUCACGUUUGAUUAUGUAGCUGACAUGGACACCACUCAGGAGUCUGUAUUCUCGACAGUGGCGAAGAGCAUCGUGGAGUCCUGCAUGAGCGGCUAUAACGGCACCAUCUUUGCCUAUGGACAGACUGGCUCAGGGAAGACAUUUACCAUGAUGGGACCAUCUGAAUCUGAUAAUUUUUCUCAUAAUUUGAGAGGAGUAAUCCCACGAAGUUUUGAGUACUUGUUUUCCUUAAUUGAUCGUGAAAGAGAGAAGGCCGGCGUGGGAAAGAGCUUCCUGUGCAAGUGCUCCUUCAUCGAGAUCUACAACGAGCAGAUCUAUGACCUGCUGGACUCCGCAUCAGCGGGGCUGUACCUCCGGGAACACAUCAAGAAGGGGGUCUUUGUCGUGGGUGCGGUGGAGCAGGUGGUCACCUCAGCCGCCGAGGCCUAUCAGGUGUUGUCUGGAGGGUGGAGGAACAGGCGUGUGGCAUCCACGUCCAUGAACAGGGAGUCCUCCAGGUCUCAUGCUGUCUUCACAGUCACAGUAGAGUCCAUGCAGAAAAGCAAUGAGACUGUGAAUAUCCGGACCUCCCAACUCAACCUGGUGGACUUAGCGGGAUCCGAAAGGCAAAAAGACACCCAUGCAGAGGGGGUGAGGCUGAAGGAAGCAGGUAACAUCAACCGGUCAUUGAGCUGCCUGGGACAAGUCAUCACUGCGCUGGUUGAUGUGGGCAAUGGGAAACAGAGACAUGUCUGCUACAGAGACUCCAAGCUUACCUUCUUACUACGGGACUCUCUUGGUGGUAACGCCAAAACAGCCAUUAUUGCAAAUGUCCAUCCUGGAUCCAGGUGUUUUGGAGAAACAUUAUCAACGCUUAAUUUUGCUCAAAGAGCCAAACUGAUUAAAAACAAGGCGGUGGUGAAUGAAGAUACCCAGGGGAACGUGAGCCAGCUGCAAGCUGAAGUGAAGCGGCUCCGAGAGCAGCUGGCCCAGCUUGCUGCUGUGCAGAGCCCCCAGGAUGGCUUCCCGCCCGGAGAGAACAGUAAAUACAAGGAGUGUUUCCUGGAGGCGAUGUUACACUUUAAGAAAUCCAAACAGGAAAAGAAGUCUCUGGUAGAAAAAAUUACGCAAUUAGAAGACCUCAUCCUCAAAAAGGAAAAGUUUAUUCAGUCCUAUAAAAUGAUUGUGAAGCUGCGAGAGGCUUACAUCGUGCGCCUGGAGAAGCUCCUCAAGGAGCCCCCGGGCAGCUUCCUGGCUGAGGAGCAGGACCGCCUGCUGUCCGAGCUGAGGGCUGAGAUCCAGGGGCUGCGGGAGCAGAUCGAGCACCACCCCAGAGUUGCAAAGUAUGCCAUGGAAAACCACUCCCUCAGGGAGGAAAACAGAAGACUGAGGUUGUUAGAACCUGUGAAGAGAGCCCAUGAAAUGGAUGCUCAGACCAUUGCCAAGCUAGAAGAAGCUUUCUCUGAAGCAUCUGACACAGACAGAAACGAUAACGAUUGUCUGGAACUUUCUCCCAAAGCUCUGAGGGAACCAAGUUCAUUCACAAAUGUUGAGAAGUUAAAAGCGCAGCUGCUGCAAGUUCAGACAGAGCUGAAUAACUCAAAGCAAGAAUGUGAAGAAUUCAAAGAGCUAACCCGGAAGAAGCAGCUAGAAUCGGAAUCAGAGAUUCAGUCUUUGCGAAAAGCAAACCUUAAUCUUGAAAACCUUUUAGAAGCAACAAAAGCGUGCAAGCGGCAAGAGGUUUCUCAACUGAAUAAAAUUCAUGCUGAAACACUUAAGAUUAUAACUACGCCAACCAAGGCUUAUCAACUUCGUUCUCGAUUAGUACCAAAAUUAAGUCCUGAAGUAGGUUCUGCCCGCACUCCGAAUUGCAGCGGAUUAGAUCAUGAUAUAUUAAGUGAGCCGGUGCCCCCCGAGAUGAGUGAGCAGGCUUUCGAGGCCAUUGCUGAAGAGCUCAGAGCCGUGCAGGAACAAAUGAGUGCUCUUCAGGUCAAAUUGGAUGAAGAAAAUCAUAAAAAUGUAAAACUUAAGCAGCAUGUUGACAAACUGGAGCACCAUUCUACGCAGAUGCAGGAGGUGAGCGCGGGAGGGUGGCUCCGACUAAAACAGAUGCUGAGAGUCAGAGCAUCACGGGACCAACGUGUCCUCCCAGGGCCUCCGUUGCCAGACUUCGCAUUCUGCUCUGUUCUGAAAAGUGAGGUGCGUGAUCUGCGACUGGUUCUUCACUCUGCUGACAAGGAGCUGUCUGCAGUGAAACUGGAGUACGGGGCCUUCCGAGACAGUCAGGAGAGAGAGCUGGGCCAGCUGUCGGAGCGGCACCUGCACGCACAGCUGCAGCUGGACAGCGUCAGAUUAGAAAAUGAAAAACUCCUCAAGAGCCAAGCCUGCCUGCAGGACUCCUACGACAACUUACAAGAAGUAAUGAAGUUUGAGGUUGACCAACUUUCAAAAAGCCUCCAAAACUACAAGAAAGAAAGUGAAACUGUGACGUGUGAGCUGAGUCGUUUAAUGGAGCUUUAUGAAGCAGAAAAAGAACGCAACGACAGAUUGUCAUUACAGUUUGAAGAAGACAAAGAAAACAGUUCUAAAGAAAUCUUAAAAGUUCUUGAGGCCGCUCAUCAGGAGAAACAGAGAGAGAUGGCCAAGUUUGAGCAUCAGGUGGCAGAAAUACAGAAACUAGAAGAAAGCUUGCUUGCUGCUGAAAAAGUGACCAGUUCUUUGGAAAAAUGUAGAGAUGCUGACAAGGAAGCUAUAGCUGACCUCACAGACCAGAUCCAGGAGCUCAGAGCAUCGGUGUGCGACAAAGCAGAGACCAUCAGCACCCUCAGGGAAGAGCUGGAGGACAUGAGUUGCAAAUACAACUCUGCUUUGGCUACCACAGAAGAAAGCCAAGGGUUGAUCCAGAGGCAGGAGGUGGAAAUUCUGGAGCUGAAAGAAACCCUUCGGCUGAGAAAACUGUCUGACGACAUCGAGAGAGACAUGCUCUGUGAGGAUCUGGCUCAUGCCACCGAGCAGCUGAACAUGCUCACAGAGGCCUCCUCCAAGCACUCAGGGCUGCUGCAGUCCGCGCAGGAGGAGCUGGCCAGGAAGGAGGCCCUGAUCCAGGAACUUCAGCACGAGCUAACCCAAAAGAAAGAGGAAGUGGAACAGAAGAAGAACGCAUAUAAUUUCAAAAUGAGGGAGCUCGAACAUGUGAUGAGUUCGGCUGCUGAGUACCCCCAGAGCCCUAAAACACCGCCUCACUUUCAAACACAUUUGGCCAAACUGCUAGAAACGCAAGAGCAAGAGAUAGAAGAUGGGAGAGCCUCGAAGACUUUCUUGCAACAGCUUGUAACAAAGCUAAAUGAAGACAGAGAAGUCAAAAAUGCUGAAAUCCUCAGAAUGAAGGAGCACUUGUGUGAGAUGGAAAAACUGCGCCUGGAAAACCAGCAGCUAAAAGAGAAAACCUGGCUUCUGCAAGGGCAGCUAGAUGACAGUGAAAGACGGAAGGACAGCAGGUUUCUCUCUUUUAAAAUUUUACAGAGUAAAAUAGCAGAAGAAUUGCAGAAACUGAAAACAGAUCUGAGAGAAGUCCAGAGUGCUCUUCAUAGCAGAGAGGAGGACUGCCUCAGAAUGGCUGAGGAAGUCGCACGCACGCAAACAUUGGAGGCCAAAGCAUUCCAGGAAAAGGAGCAACUGAGAUCAAAACUGGAAGAGAUGUAUGAAGAAAGAGAGAGAAACUUCCAGGAAAUGGAGAUGUUGAAGGGGCAGGUGGAGUUCCUCACAGAGGAAAACGGCAAGCUAGCAGGACAUCAGAACCUGCAGCAGAAGAUCCACUAUGUGAUCCGCCUGAAGAAGGAGAUGGAAAAGUUGCGUGCUGAAAAUGUAGUUUUAAAAGAAAAGAAAAAGCCUGAAUCAUAAGGGUCGUGGCCCCCUCUGCAGGCGUCACCUUGUCUGGAGAUGCUCUUUUCUCCAUCUCUCUCAGAAGACAGACCUCUCUUGCUGACUUGGGAGAGUGAAGUUGCGUCCUGAACAGUGAGUGAGCUGCGUGCUGUGUCACAGCCCGGCAGCGAGCUGCGCUGCUGGCGCUGCUGUCCCACACCCAGGCUGCAGAUCAGUCGCACAUGCAGGCAAAUCUUCUCUGGUAAAAUUAAAGGCCUGCAGCUUAGGUCUGUGGUAGGUGUUGCUCAGGUCUGUGUCUCCUCACAUAAUCCCCUUUGAUUCUCGUGCUGCUGGCGGCAGGCGAGGGCUGCAGAGCGUGGGAGCAGGUGAGGGCUGGGCUCACGGUGCGCUUAUGAACGUGAGCAUUCUUGUCCUCUUACUCUGUGUUCUCUGGCGGCGCGGGGAUCCCUCUGGGGCCGUGCACGCAGCGGGCAGCGCUUACCUCGGGGCUGCGCCCACGCCUUGUUUUUGUAUGAAGUAUUUCUGUGAGCGUUUUCUACAGCUGUAAAUAUGGCCAUUUUUUCAAAUAAAAUCUUUGUUAAAUAAUAGAGGGCUUUACAUUGGUUCAUCCCUUGUUCACUCCAUGUGUCACUGGGCUGGGUUGGGGUCCCAGCCCACAGCCGAAGCGCAAAGUCUGUCCCACCCUUGUGCAAAACAAGUUUGCAGGUCUGCCGACUCCCAGGAAUUUCUAGGACAGGUCAGUAAGAGGCACAAGGAAGACUGAUUAGGA